AUGUGCAAGCCUAAUCUUCACUAUUUUGAGAAUGGCUUUUCAAAUCUACUGCCCUUCGCGUACAGCAGAACCAAUGAGGAACUCAAAGAGCUCAACAAGAGUCCUUUAUAUGGUGGUACUGCGUGUGCUGAAAAAAAUGACUGCGGGGGAAACUGCAUGAAGCAUACAUUUCUCGAAGUUUCAUGGAGUCAAUGUAUCAAGGACCCAAAAUUAUAUGUAUACGCUCACACCCAUCUAAUUGGUGAGCGUAAGACUGGGCUAGACCAAAAAAGACCACGUGGUGAAAAAAUGGAAUUCAAUCUGAUGAUAGAUAGCGAUAGCAGCUUCACAAUGGAUUUUGAGGAACUUGCGAAAUCAAAAUUUGACACCAAAAUAGAGACGAUUAGCUGCCUUCCAAAAGAAAAUGCCAUUGCCAAACCAACAACAUGGAAAAUCAUAAAAGGAGACCUGAAGGAUAAACAUCUGCUCGUUUUUCAUCUACUUCCGCCAAAUGCUACAAGAAGGUACGAAGGAGGCGAAAACAAGGGAGCACUUACGACAAAACCAAAAUGCGAUCUCUUCAUUCAGUUUAAAAGGCCAGCCUAUGAAUUUCUCCAAGUCGUCCCUCCAACAACGACUACAAGCACAACUACAACAACACGGAAACCAGACCCAGGUACCAAACAACCACCACCAUCACUACCACCCGGGAAAACAAUUCCAACUCCAACGCCACAAAAGGUGGACGGAACUACAACAAACGUGCAAGCAGCGGCCACCGAAGGAGGAAGCAGUAUCGUGAUUUGGAUAGCUGUGGUGAUUUCUGUGGUGAUUGCUGUAAUUGGCCUCAGUGUCGUCGGCUUCUGCUGUUACCGGAAACAUCAAAAGCAGAAAAAAGAAGAGGAGGAAGAAGAACGUUGGGAGAAGAACUAUUGGGCCAAUGCUGGAAACAACACGGAGAUUGCUGAACAAAACAUCAAACGCUCUGUCGCAGAAAAGCCUUCCUUGGAAGCAGAAUUCGUCGAUGAAAUCUUCGACAGGAUGCAUGCAAAGGAGGCGGUAAAGAUCGAAAAAAUUCUCAAAAAAUUGUAUCUGCCGGCAUUGGAGGAAAGAGGUUUCGAGGCAACUGGGACUUUCCGAGAGUGGCGGAAUAAGAAUGAUAUGUUCAAGAAAGGAGACGAGACUUCGGAAGCAUUCAACGGCAGAGUGGAAAAGGCGAUUGCGAAAAGGGACGAUAAGAGCAAAGUCAGCGAAUAUUUCAGCAAGCAAAAGGAGAAAGAGUACUUCGAGUCAAAUGCCAAACCUUCCGAAGGCAAGAAGAAAAAGAAGAAGGGCGGCAAGAAGAAGAAGGAGUCGGCACCGGAUAAGUCAGAAUUUUCGGAUAUUCCAACGGAUCUGUUGUCGGAUGCUCAAGAGAAGAGGAAAAAAGAUAUUUGGUGAUGUGAAGGUUGCGGCUAAGGAUGAAACUAG
Messenger RNA from Meloidogyne enterolobii, 1449 nucleotides. The record is from the annotation of a GenBank genome assembly. NCBI's taxonomy places the organism in Eukaryota, Metazoa, Nematoda, Chromadorea, Rhabditida, Meloidogynidae.